AAAAGCAUGUUAACAUUUUACUUCAAAAAAUUAAAUUUUAUGUUUAAUUAAAUUUUGUUUUGAGUUACCACUAUAUCACUAAAAAAGUAGCGAAUUGUUUAAACAAUAACGGUAACGGUUUACUUUUUAGAAUUAGUAACUUAUUAGUAACGAAUUUAAAAAAAACUUUUGCAAUCCUUAUCAUAUAUAUAUAUAUGAUACAGAGAUUUUUAGAAAUCUACAUUUUUAAUAGCUGACCAAAUGAAACGUGGUGAUUGCUCUUGCUUAAUAUCUGGUAAAUUUUGACAUAAUUAUGGCACAUUCUUUUUCCGUCGUCACUUUUAUGCGAAAUACGAACUACUGAAAAACACAUUACAUUAAAUCGCAUUAUCAAGUUUGAAGGAGAAAAAAACGUUUUAUUGUUGCCAUAAUUAUGCUGGGAAAUGCAUAUAUUUAUGAGAGAAACAGAGUGAGGCAGAUAUUUUCGUCGAAUAUUCUAUUUUCAUUAACGGACAAAUGUUUGAUGAUAAUUCGGCGACGCAUUCGUAAUAACGUGGCAAACACCGCAAAAAGACUCACCCGGGGCGGUGCGGGAAUAAAUUUUUUAUCGCUUUAUGACUUUGCAUGUAUACCAAAUGCCCAGAUGCGCUCCUUUUGUUAGAAUUAUUUGACAUAAUUUACUAGCUCGCGAGUUUUAAUGGAAACGUAAAAUGGCAUAAUACAAUCUACAAACGUAACGCAUAUAACACACGGGUUUUAAUAAGCUGCGCGAAUGCAAACCUGAGCAAAUUCAUAUGUAAUAAUCUUUCCCAAAAAUAAAAUAAGAUCAUCCGUCGCGAUAUGGAAAGAUAAAAAUAACAAGUACGAGGCAGAGAUAGAAAUUCAAGGGUCAGAGGGGAAGAGGAAGGAGUCGUCCUUCCCUCCCCGCGGCCCCUUUCUCUCCCUCCCUCGCGGAGAGUCAGUGGAAUAUCGUAGAUACACCUCUAUUCUGUUUUCCCCCGGAAAAUCAAUAUCGGAGGUCGGCAGCGCCUCUCGGGGGUGAGGUGGCUCUCGCCGGAGACAAAUCUCAGUGUCCGGAAAAUCCCCGCCGACUGGCCGCGGAGCAUCCCCCGCGAAAAUUCGCACUACCCCGGGUCUCGCGCCGCGCGUUUUCCCGUCGCGUAUUCCCGUCGUCCCGUGAGCGACGAGCACGGGGCCCGCCGAGAGGAGGAGAGGCCCGCGGUCCCCGGCCGAGGGUGCCGCCGCCGAUAAGGGGUGAAGGUGUCGCGAGCCGAGUCCGGUGCAGCAGAGAGGAAGGGAGCUAACCUCCCUGACGGGAGGACCUCGUGUCGAGGACGCUUGGAGGCGCGUUUCGCGUGUAUAAUCCCGGGUUUCUUCAGCUACGAACGUCCAGGUUUCGCGAUCGGCGACGGCGGUAGCUUCGAUUUUUGUACCCCCUCUCUUUCGUUCCGAGUGCACGGGGAACGGGAACGAAGGGUGUAAUCCGAAGGAGCGGAAUGAAUAAUCGCGCGUCGCGAACAGCGGCGAAGACACCGGGGAUGAUGACGGACCGUCGCCGGAUGGCGGACUUGAUUUGCGGAAGAAGCGGUCCACGGCAACGAUCGCGUGCAACGUUAGCGUACGCCCUGCUGCUGAUGGUGUGCGCUACGUUAACGGUAUCUCACUGCUGCUACGUCUUCCCGAAAGAGAUCAAGGAUCCCUGUGACAAGCUGAACUGCUCGCAAGGCUCGCAAUGUGUGCGAAGCAGGGACGGCAAGGAGGCGUCCUGCCAAUGCUUGCAAUUCUGCCCAAAUUUGGGGGAUCACGAAGGAUCGGGACCUGUCUGCGGCUCGGACGGAAUCGACUAUCCGACGCUGUGCGACCUAAAUCGUGCCGCUUGUGAGAAUCACACUAACAUCACCGUGGCAUUUCGUGGCAAAUGCGACCCGUGCGCAACCAUCGAGUGCUUGGAACCGGAAAUCUGUCAGCUGAACGGUUCGAGACAGCCGUCCUGUCGCUGCGGGGAACAAUGUGGCGUCGAACUUUCGCCGGUUUGCGGAAGCGACGGGAAAACGUAUUCGAACGAGUGCAACCUUCGACAGGAAGCCUGCCGAUCGAGAGUGCCGCUCAAGAAGAUGUACAACGGCGCCUGUAGCUCCGAACAAAAUCCCUGCGAAGCGGCGAAAUGCAGCUUUUACGAGCAGUGCACGAUCAAUCGGCAAGGGAUCGCUACAUGCGAAUGUCGUCCCGAGUGCGAGCCGGUAAUGAGACCCGUGUGCGCCCGCGGCGGAACAACCUACACGUCCAUGUGCGAGCUGAAGAGGCAGGCGUGCCUGACGAGGUCCAACAUCGAGGUCGCCUACGUCGGCAUAUGCGGCUCCAAGGGACCCUGCUCCGAGAAGGUGUGUCAAUGGGGCGCAAUUUGCGCGGAGAUCGGUGGCAGUGCUGUGUGCGAAUGUCCGACUUGUCCAGCAGAAUUUCAACCCGUAUGCGGCGAUGAUGGCAUCAGCUAUAGCAACGAGUGCAAGCUCCGCUUGGAGGCAUGUCAGUAUCGACGUGAGAUACGCGUUCUGUAUCAAGGAUUGUGCAAUGGCUGCGAGAACAAGGUGUGCGAAUUCUACGCCGAGUGCGAAAGCGAUAACGGAGAAUCCAAAUGCGUCUGUCCGUCGAAGUGCGAAACUUUGGUGAAGGAACCGCCGGGCGCGGAAAAAGUUUGCGGAUCUGACGGAGUGACGUACGAUAACGAAUGCGCCUUGAAAAGGGCGUCGUGCACGAGCCAGACCCUCAUCAACGUUUCCUACGUGGGUGCCUGUGAAUUGUGCGUGAGGGUGAAAUGCGAUCACGGGGCGCACUGCGUGGCGGGUGUGUGCGUGUGUCCGAAGGUCUGCCCGGAGAGCAGCGGCGAGCUUGUUUGCGGUAGCGACGCGAAAACUUAUCAGUCCGAGUGCGAGCUGCAGCGGGCGGCCUGCGGCAGGGACCCCAAGUUGCCGGCAUUGCACGUCAUAUUUUAUGGAGACUGCAGCGAGAGAUUGGCCGCGGCGGCGUUGACGACGAAGUCGACGCCCGCGCUGACUCGCGUGGUCACCACCAUCACAGACGUGACUAGCACGCAAGAACGCGAGGCGUGCAAGGACAUUCACUGCGACUUCGAGGCUACCUGCGAGCUCGGCCCGGACAAAUUUCCCAGGUGCAGCUGCAGGUUCGACUGCGCCUCCAUCUCGGCGGAGAACAUGCGACCCGUCUGCGGCAGCGACCUCAGGAUCUACUCCUCCCUCUGCGCCAUGAAGAUGGAGGCCUGCCAGAGGCAGCAGGAGCUCAGGCUGCGACCCCUCGACCUCUGUCAAGGUAUGGAAGUCAAGCCUUGUAACGGUGAUCCUCCAUUGACGGACUCCGAAGGCAAAGAGUACGACUGCGGUAGUGGACCAGAACGCAAAGACUGUCCUAGUAAUAGUUAUUGCCAUCAGACAACGCGAUUCGCUCGUUGCUGCAAGAAAGUUCACGGUAUCCAGGUGACAAAAUGCGAAGACUCGUGGCACGGCUGCUGCCCGGAUGGAAAGACCAUCGCGCUCGGUCCGGACGGGGCGGGCUGUCCGAGCUUGUGCGGCUGCAACCGGCUCGGCAGCGUGUCCGAUACUUGCAACCCGGAAACCGGUCAAUGCGAGUGCAAGCCGGGUGUGGGCGGUCUCAAGUGCGACAGGUGUAUGCCGGGUUACUGGGGGCUGCCGAAGAUAAGCGAGGGUCAUCAGGGAUGCAUACCAUGUGGCUGCUCACUAUUUGGUUCCGUUAGAGAAGACUGCGAGCAGAUGACAGGACGUUGCGUCUGCAAGCCUGACAUCCAGGGUCAAAAGUGCACAAUCUGCAACGACCAUAACAAGAUACUCACAACUACUGGCUGUUACUCAGCGGACAUGAUACCGCCCGUGCCGACGAGCUGCAACGAGCUGGAGUGCUACUCGGGCGGCCACUGCACGGAGAUCGGCGGCGUGCACUGCGUCUGUCCGUCCGCGUGCCCGGCGGACGUCCCGUCCGUACCGGUGUGCGGCAGCGACGGGCAGACUUAUGACAACGAGUGCGAACUGCGGUUGUACGCGUGCGGCCACCAGGCCGACGUGGUCACGCAGGCCUUCGGCCACUGCAGAGACGAUCCCAUGGUUAAUACGGACUUCCCCGUUAAGAGAUACACAGCAGUACAAUACACUCAGCCAGCGGCCGCCAUUUCUCCAUUGUCCAAAUCCACGCGGCAUCUUCUGGUACCAGAACCGGACCCACGAUAUUAUUACACUCACCGAGCUCAUCAAGAAACCAUCACCAUCGACAGAGAUAACUUAAAACACGGAGGGGCCGUAGUGUAUCGACCGACGCCAGCGACUAUUCGAGUGGUCACCGCUUUACUGGGUGAUCUCUGCACCGACGACAAGGAUUGCACUAUACCGAACAGCGAAUGCUCAAAGGGCGGCUGCAUCUGUUCCGAGGGCUACGCGGAAACCAGUGAUCGGCAGGAGUGCUUCGCCAAUUACGUUCCAGUGACGCCAACCCAGGAAUUUCGCGCGUGUCUCUCUUAUCCCUGCCACAUGACCUCGACCUGCAUCGACUUGCCCAGUGCAACAUUCGUCUGUAUCUGCCGACCAAAUUACACCGGGCUGCUAUGCGACGUGGAGAUCAAGAAGCGAGAUUACGAGAUACCCUCUUUUGACGGCAAAAGCUACGUCAGGAUGAAGCGGCUGAAAGCGUAUCACAAAUUCAGCAUUGAAGUCGAGUUCAAGACCUAUGCGGACAAUGGAAUCAUAUUAUACAAUCAACAGAAAAAUGACGGUACCGGCGAUUUUGUUUCGCUGGCCAUUGUUGACGGAUACGUACAGUUCAGAUAUAAUCUUGGAAAUGGACCCGUGGUGCUCACGUCACCGGAAAGGGUGACCAUGAAGACGUUCCACAGAGUGGCGGCUAAAAGAUAUCAUAAGGACGGAGUGUUGAUUUUUAACGACGGUGAAGACGUGGCCGGACAAAGUCAGGGAAUGCUGAAGUCUUUGGACUUGAAUCAAGAUACCUUCAUUGGAAACAUGCCAACUAAUUACUCCAAGGUUUACGACAACAUCGGUACCAGCCACGGUCUUCUCGGCUGCAUACGCAAACUGAAAAUCAAUCGGAAUAACAUAGAUCUCCAUGUGGGGCCUGACAACAGCGACGUACUCGAGAGCUAUCGCGUGAAGGAAUGCGGCGACAACGCGUGCGCCAAUCUACCCUGUCAGAACGGCGCGACGUGUCAGCCAAUCUUCGAGGAGGAUCUAUGCAAUGGCCGGGAUUGCAGGAGAUUACAGAAGAGAGGCAAGAGCAGAGAUGGCAACAAUAGAGGUGGGACCGGUCACAAGAUUGUCGGAAUGAACAUAGUCAGAUGCAGAGGUUCCCACUGUACGUCGACCAGACGAGAACCAACCGAUCGGAGGAGAACUAAGAAGAACACGAGGAAAGGCGAUUAUGAAUCCGAGCUGCAGUAUGAGAAGAAUUACGACCACGCCAAUUAUGCAGUAGAGAAGUUCGAACAAUUGGACUACAAAUGCAUAUGCCCACCGCAAUUCACCGGCAGGAACUGCGAGGAAUCGCUGGACCCGUGCAUGAAUGAGCCCUGCCAGAAUGGUGCCACCUGCGACAUCCUGCCGCAGGGAGGAUAUGUGUGCAAGUGCCCGCCCGGUAGAACUGGAGAACAUUGCGAAAUCAUGGACGCCGAAUUGACGGAAUUGUUGAUUCCGGAAAUGAAUGGGAACGGAUAUUUGGAGCUGCCUUGCUUGGAGGGUGUCGCGAAAGCAUUCUCCAUCGAAUUAUGGUUUCUCACGCGCGCGAACGACGGUCUUUUGCUCUACAAUGGCCAGUUGAAUAACGGCAGGGGUGAUUUCAUCAGUCUGAAUCUGGUGCACGGUAGGCUGGAGUUCAGAUUCAAUCUCGGUAGCGGUAUUGCGAAUAUCACGUCCCCGGACCCGGUCACGCGAGAUAUGUGGCACUGCGUGAGGAUUAACAGACUCGGCAGAGAGGGUGCUCUUCAGCUAGAUGACGGAACCGUUGCUAGAGGAUUGUCCGGAAGUCCUCUUACAGAAUUGAAUUUGGAAAUGCCGCUUUACGUUGGUGGUGUCAAGCAUUGGCGAGAAGUUCAUCGCCUGUCCGGAGCCUGGACCGGAUUAGUAGGUGCUGUGCAGAGAUUAAUGGUAAACGGUAAAACAUAUCAGAACCUCGCCGUGAAUGUUACUCAACAUAACACGGAGAUUUACGAUGGUCUACCGUGUCCCAGCAAUGAGAACCCUUGCCACAACGGCGGAGUCUGCCUACCGCUCCUGAACAGUUAUCUCUGCAAAUGCGCUAGUGGUUAUAACGGCUUACAUUGCGAAUUCUUUAUGGGCUACGAUGUGUCCGGCACCGAAAUAUCGGAGCGACCCGUGCGCUUUGAGGGCGACAAUUUCCUGCAAUUUAAGCAUCGCUAUGGAAGAAGUACUAACUCGACUAACACUACCCUCGGCGAGUACUUUGAGGAGUCCUACUCCGACUACGACUUGGAGGAGGAUGUCGACUACGAGUACGACAGUUACGAUUAUACGGAACGCAGAGCACAGCAAUCGAACAAGUUUGAGCUGCGGCUAAGGACAAUACAUCCCGAUGGUCUUAUUGCAUGGGUGGGAAGAGGCAAGAUGGAGCAUCUCUUUUUGUCUCUGCAUGACGGUCAUGUGGUGCUCACUUAUAAGAGCAAAAUUGAUGAAGAGAUAUCUGUGAAGAGCAAGGAGAGAGUGGACGACGGUGUUUUCCAUCACAUCCGAGCGUCCCGACGACGAAAGGCGUGUACGAUUCAGAUCGACGAGAACGCGCCCGUCAAGAUCUCGAUAGAUACGACGUUACUGACGACCAACGGAAAAAUCUUCGUCGGCGGCAAGCCUAGCCACCGCGGCAUCAAAGGCUGCGUGACGGACUUUAUCAUCGACAAGCGACGGCUGCAGCUCGCCAGACGGAAGAUUGAUUUCUGCCACGACAACGACGUAUGAUAACGAAUCCCGAGUCCGACGAUCGUCAACGCGACGUCGAUAUCAAAGAACCUCAUCAAUCCGCCGAUGACGCAGCCUUCGUCGUCGUUGUCGACGACGAGUUGAUCGCGCGAUACAAACGCGAGCCUAAAUCGCACGCGGCGGACCAAGAUCGACGAUUGCCUAGACAUCGAAAACGACAACGUAUCCUGACGAUCGUCAACUCCACCCUCACGCCGUUGGAGACUCGACAGACGUCUCUGGUGUUCCUAGCGAAUUAACAAACUGAACACAAAAGUGCAACGAAGUUCGCCGUCGAAAUAAAAUGUGAAAGAAUCGUGUCUAACUCGACUAAGCGACGUGUGAUUCCUGUCAAAGUUGUGCGAAGAGAUGAUCCUCGUUUACGCGAGUCCUUGACCAUAGCGCGCGUCUCAUGGAAAGGCGUAUCCCCAUCAUCAGUAUCAUAUUCCCCCAAAAAAUGAAAUUCUCAUAGGACUGCAGAUAAAAUUAUCGAAAAUUCUACACGAAAAAAAAAAAAUUCGAUCCUGCGCGUGUUCCUUAUAAAAUGACUGUCACAAUAGGACCAGAACUGUCCUUCCAUUUUUUAAGAUCAUUCAUGGAAGAAUCAUUUAUUUGGGAGAACGAGAAUUAAAAUUCGACAUGGACCAGGAUUUUUGGUCUUAGAUAGCGUCUCUAUGAAACAGCAAAGAUAAUAAAUUUAUUACAUAAUCGAUGGCAUCGUUUAUUUAAAACUUGAACGUUUGAAUGAGAUGGGAGCGAGAACGAGAACCAAAAUACUUUCACUUUAGAACGCAGGGUCGUCCGCCUAAGAAGACGAUUACGCUGCUGAGGAUCGUACUUGGCGAGUACUGCUUUCUCAUAGGGCCAUCCAAUAAAUAAGUAAUAAGGGAUAAAGAAAAAAGUGCUCAGUCGUAACAGCAGCGGCCGACCACGUCGUCAAGCUGUAAGAAGAGAACCGCAAGGGUCGAUCGCGAUUUUUUCACGUUUAUAUUGUUCAGAUACCAGAGAUACCCAUCGUGUCGAGAUCAUCAUCGCGCGUGAAAGAAGAGACACGGAGAAGGAGGAGGAGGAGGAGGAUGAAGAGAAGCGGAAGCGAAUUAAGUGCUACGUUUUCAUCGAAAGACAAUAAUAUAUUUUUAAGGCGACACGAGAUUAAUAUACAUACAUUGAUACAUAUAUGUACGUAUGAAUCUAUCUGUAUACGCAUGUGGCGAACGCGCUCGCGCGUGUACGUGCGAGCGGCGUUUAGCGAAUUUAGAGAAAGAGCGUGGUCCGCUCAAAGCGGAAACCUCGUCGUAGAAUCUGUAACUUAUAAGUUGUACUGAUGCACGUAAACGUUUUACGAUGCCAAGACUGAUUAAAGCGCACGCAGGCGGCGAGAAACGACUAGAAGGAAAAAGCGACAUGAAAAAACGAAAAGCGAAGGGGAAAGAAACAAAAAAAAAGAAACGAUAAAUCGGUGUUAUGUUUGAGUGUUCGGUAGAGAGAUUUAAAUGACCGUGGAUUUCCCGGAAUAGAGGAAAUAUGUAUUUUAAAGGACUUGUUGAUUUAUUGCCAGUAUAUAGUAGACAAACUCACGCGACACGACACUGUUGUUUUUAGAUAGGGGAGGCUUUUUACAAAUUGCGCAAGAGAAUAAAUAUAUUAUAUAUAUAAAUAUAUAUAUUAUACGUACUACUUAUAUACAGAGGGUUCUACAUUCCAUUGCAAUGGACGCAAAUCGGGGUCAAGUUUUACGUAGAUAGACGCAGUUGACAAUGGCCACAAUAAGCGCGAUCCGUGACCGUUCAAAUCUCUCGCGAAUUGUAGAUCUGAAAAUAUGAUUUCAACAAAAUGUAUUCUAUUUUGUAAGCAGUCGUUUAAAUUUGUUUAAACAGCUUGACGUUUAUUCAUUUCUCUUGUGGCUUUAAUUUCCAUUAUUAAACAUCUGGCAUUUAUAUAAGCAUCGGAACAACUUAUUAUUUAUACUAUUUAAGUAACUAUUAUAUUGUCGAAAGUGUUCGACUUGAAUUAUUACGAUUUAUAUAUCCUAGGUUACGUAAUUAUUAUUAAUUGAAUACAGUCAAUUGGCUGACAAGUCGAAUAUUAGUUCCGUUAAGCUUGAUUACAAGAUUUUAUCGCUAUUUUAAUGCGAAUGGCUACUUCAAGGGAAUUUAUUGUAAUUGGUCUUAUCACGCUGAUAAUCGGAAUUUGAACGCGAAUGGACUUCUCGCGGCAAUUAACGUCUUGCACAAUUAACGUCUGCGUUACGAUGCAACACAAGAUUUUUCGCGCAGCAGCAACGAUCCAGGCGGAUCAAUCAAUCCUCGAUGAAUUAACUCGCAUUCGGAAAUGCCGACGCGAAAAGAAGAGUUCUGCGCGAGUGACCUGUAAAUAAUUCCAGACGCGCUGCUAAAUAACGAAUUGAAGUAUUCGUUUUAGAGUGUACGAUACUAUAACCGGACCUAAAGAUCAUCGUAACGACCUAAUUACCGUAACCAAUUCACGGAUUAGCCUUCGAACGAUGCUCGCGAUGUGCAUCAUUUAUUUUUCGCGUGACUCAAUUAAAAGAGCGCAUUAUAUGCACGCAUAUAUAAUAUAUAAAUAAAUAAAUAUAUAUAUAUAUAUAUACAUAUACAAAUAUACAAAUACAAUAUAUAGACAACCAUACGCACGUAUGUCGAGCUAAUGAUGUGAACGUGUUCUUCCCUUCGGACGAAAUAGCUAAACGCCCUGCAAGUUAAUCAACAUGGAACUUGUUCUUACCUGUACCCUCGCAAUCAUUGUUGAUAAUUUAAACACCAUCAAACGUUUCCAUCCCUGUCUCUUUCCGCGAACGAAACUAAAAUGCGUACGGUCUAUUGUGCAAAUGAUUAUCAUAAUAAUAAACGAAAUUAUUAAAAAACUAUCGCUAAGAAAAAUAGCUUAAAAAGAUAUUUUUAUUUUGUUUGAAAGAUUCGUAGAAGAGGUGAAAAUGCUAAGUGCUCUUCGUUUUUCGGCGGAAUCGUCAAUUCUCGAUCUCGCGAACGGGCGGAGCAGGACAGGUUGGAAACGUUCGGCGGUUGUUUACGUGAUUAUAUCACCGAGCGGAAACGCUUCCUUCCGGUCACGUAAACGUCGUUGGAAUAAGAUCGGUGUCGGAGCGACGCAAAGGGUUCCUCGAGAAAUAUCUCGUGAUGUACAACGGCACGUUCAACGACGGGCAUGUUUCUACACGAAACCCCCUUGAUAACGCAUGACGCAUGAGAGACACCGUCGAAUUUCGCUGUUUUCCUACCACCAAGAGAAACUGUAAUUCACUUUAGUUGCUGCGAGCGUCUUGACCUUGUUCGCUUGUCAACGUUGCGCUAAUCCCGCGGACACAGAAACAGAUCGAUUAGUACAAAUGUGGAUUUUCCGUGCAAGAAAACGUGUAGCGAAUUUACAUCAAUAUCCAAUGCGAAAAGAAUGAUGUUAAUUAACCGCGCUCAAGCUUGAGAACGCAGUAGAAAAUGCAGCGUAUAGUCAGACCCAAAGUACAUCCAUGAAAUCGAGGAUAACACGCAUUAAAAAGAUUUUAAAAAAGCAAUAUAUAAUUUUUAAAAACGCAAAAAAUGUUGCAAAGAAAAAAAAAGGCUAAUUUAUGAAAAUGUCGGGAUAAUAUUGCACUGUUGGCAAUCGAACUUAAUGCAACUCGACUUAAGAAACUAUAUAAUAGUGAUCGCAGUGUAAUUUACGACUAUUAGCGAAUGCUGCAGUAAUUACACAGAAAGAAACAACGCUUGCUUCUGUAAGGAGCAUCAAUGGGCGAUCGAUAAAACUACGCAACGUCCAUGACCACAACGCAUCGAUCAUCGUUGUAAAUUGUUCGUUGUUAACAUCACCGGAGACAAUGUAUAGAAGGCUUGAUUCAAACUAAGGGUUCAGUGACUCUUUGCAAUUAGCUUGGUGUUAACGAAUAGAUGCAUGUCAAAUCUCUCAAUCGUGAAAACAUAAUCUGAAAGGCAUGAUUACUUACGUAUAAUUUAGAUUAAAAAAGAAACGCGUACUUUGCGUAGAUGAUUUGGCUUUUUUAUAUGUAAUGUAUAUAAUAAUAUAAGAUUCAUAUCGUAAUAUAAGACUGCAUUCUUUUAAAUGUAAGACUGCAUUUUCUCAAUUGUAUAAUAUGAAUUGUGUAAUUUUUUCUUAAUUUUAUAUCAUAAUUAUUAUAUAUAAUAUUAUACAUUUAAGCUUAUGUUUAUUAAAUUACAGACAUAUGCAGAUGAUGGUAAAGUUUUGAAUUCGCAAAUUUGUGUACAAGUUGAAUAAUUGUAUGUAACAUUUAUAAAAUAAGCAAAGUAUCGCCAAUACUGACAUAGGUCUUUUAGUUGGGGCGAUACCCUCUAUUUCUCAUAAACUAAACAUUACACUUUAUUAAUUCUGAUGAAAAACAUGAUCUGCUUAAUUAAAGAAGUAAAAAUCCAUAAUUCACGUAUUUGUGGGUCGCUUUUCUUAUUUUUAUGAUUUUUUUUGUAAAUUGCAUAAUUUAAACAAUAGCGAGUAUAUCGUUAAUAAUAUUAGAUAUUACUUCACAUACAUGUUUACAGUACCUUAAAAAUUUUAUUGAUAUUUUUCUCUUUCAUAAUGUGUAUGUGAUUUUAAAUAUAAAAUUAAAAUGCAAAUUAAACUGAUAUACUUAUCCGAAUAUAAAAUGGACUAUAAAGUAAUAGAAAUUAUAAAAUAGAAAAAAAGGGCACAGCAUUGUGAGAUGUGUCUAUUUAUUACGUCAAUAACCUAAUCUAAUUUUUAUACAUUUUUAUAUAUUUUAUAUAUUAUUUUUAUAUAUUUUAUAUAUUGUCGCGCUACAUGUUGCAGCUUGCAAAACAAUAUGUCUGUAUAAAUUAUUUAAAAAAAUUUUAUAUUGAAAUAAAAAGUUUCUAAGCAUGUCCACAUAUAUAUUAACUUUUAAAUAUUUUAUACAGAUAAUUUAUGUAAAAGAAGAAAUGAAAAAUGCAGCAUUAACAUGUCAGUAUUGACGACUUCUUUGAACUAAUGCGUUGCUUAAUUUAAAAAUAUAGAAUUAUUUAUAAUUGAAUAUAAGUAAUAUAAUAAAAAGGUACAUAUAUAAUGAUAUAUAGAAUUGUAUAAGUUAGCGUGAAAUUAUUUUCUUAUGGGUAUGUUAAACGCAAAAGUAGCCUUUCAGGAACGUUUUCAACGUUCGUAAUAUCUCAAUUCAAUUAAAUCCGUCCCUAAUAGUGUGAAUCAAGCCCUAUUGAUUUCGGCCCAUAUUGACAUCCAACAUUUACCGUUAAACAUAUCUAUAUCAGAAUAGUAACGAGGCUGAUGAAAGGCCGACUUUCUUCAUGGUAAUAAAAAAAAAAGUAGUACAGCCGUAUUUGACGCUAAAUGUGAAGGAUCAAUGUGUGGCCUGAAAUAUACGCUUACGCAUGAAAUUGCGGCGAACAUCGUCGGGUUUCUUCGACCCGCACUGGAACAUUCUUUGUACGCAUAUGUUGUGGUAUUUCAUGAAAAUCCUUACUUUGUGAGGAGCCAGAAACUGAUGUAAAACGCAAAAGACAUAUCUAACAUAUAUGUUAAAGAACGCCUAGGAAUCGCAACAAAGAAGAUAUAUAUAACAAUAAGAUACGUAAAAGCGUUAAGAAUUUUAAUGCGAUUUACAUCACGGCUUUUCACGGUGUAAUUAAAAUCGUGAAAUACGACACUCUUACGACAUAUCGAUCAAUCGCGAUCGCUGUCCAAUUGAACCAUAUCCGCGAGCAACGCGAAUAUCAAUCGCGCGCAAUCUCCGUACACAUAUCCCUCCCUUUUCGACACGCGAACUUUUGUCUUUUGGAAGGUUUUUUAUCCUCCCCGUUUUAUCUUAUUGUCGACAUAUCGAACUUACACCCCGGUAACGAGAACCGGGAGACUCAACGGAGAGAGAAGCAAUUAUUGAACAUCUUUAUCCUAUCGCAAUUUUUGCUCACAUUUAUAAUCGGAGACGAGAUGAGAGAGAAAAACUGAAGGAAGACUAUAUGUAUAUGCGCUUCUCGAGACUCUAUGCAAACUUGUUGCGAAUUACAUAUCUAUUAUAGAUAUUUUUGAUAUUCUCGAAGACACAUUUCUCCAUUUACUUUAUACAUUUUUUUUUCUGUCGGAUCUAUUUAGUUUUCCAAUUAAAUAAAUUAUAAUACGAAGAAGCGUUGAAAUUUAUAUGCGUGACGAGCAUAUUUAUUUGUAUUGAGACUUUUAUUUAAUAAAACGAAAUUACCACUUCGAUCGAGUCGGAGGAAGACGUGGAGAGGAAGAAAGGAGACAUGUAGGCUUCCGUUGCAAUAUACGACUAACGCUACUGCCAGUUUAGAGAUAGAAACCCUACAAUCGAUGUUUUACUCGGAAGGCGUGAACGUACAUGUUUUGAUGAUCGAUAUAUUCGUGAAAUCAUCGAGUGCUGUAUCGAACUUAUUGCCUUUGAAAGUGCGAGAGGAUCGGCCUUCUGUUUCUCACCGCUCGUUCGGCGCCAGAAAUGACAAUUUGCCAGUACGAUGAAAUGUGAAUAUUCACGAUUCACGAGAUUUAUCAAGCCGGAUAGCCGGAGAAUGCACGGCGAAAUUCAAUCAGUAGCGCUGAACACGCGGUGAAGAUAUGAGGCUCCGGUCUGUCCUGCAACACGUUGAAGAAGCUUAUCGGAGCUUCCGCUUGGAUGGACAUUAAAUAUCCCAUUUCAGCGUCGCCGCCCAUCUUUUCCGCGCGAGAGAUAUACGCGGCAGGACGCCCCUCUUUAUUAAUUAAUUUUUCUUUUUUACUUUGAUAUCGUCUUUACUGAGAUCACCUGGCGUUCGCUGACCUAAAGUAAUCGAGCUACACUGUGUAACAAAGUGCGCGUUGUAAAGUGACUGUAUAUACAAAUAUAAAUUAUGCGAUUAA
Monomorium pharaonis (pharaoh ant) is the source of this 13841-nucleotide messenger RNA. RefSeq names its product agrin. The record is from RefSeq and is a predicted model, not a curated record. The coding region runs from base 1476 to 6977 and encodes 1833 amino acids. NCBI's taxonomy places the organism in Eukaryota, Metazoa, Arthropoda, Insecta, Hymenoptera, Formicidae. Gene Ontology annotation, biological process: multicellular organism development; cell differentiation. Gene Ontology annotation, molecular function: protein binding; calcium ion binding. The transcript is spliced from 25 exons.